Messenger RNA from Musa acuminata AAA Group (dessert banana), 1330 nucleotides. RefSeq names its product putative gamma-glutamylcyclotransferase At3g02910. Gene Ontology annotation, molecular function: gamma-glutamylaminecyclotransferase activity. The transcript has a single exon. The record is from RefSeq and is a predicted model, not a curated record. Lineage: Eukaryota; Viridiplantae; Streptophyta; Magnoliopsida; Zingiberales; Musaceae. The coding region runs from base 395 to 934 and encodes 179 amino acids. Gene Ontology annotation, cellular component: cytosol.
CGGUUAUGGAGACUCCUUAUGGCUAGUAUGCACAAUGGGAUGACAAGAACUCUAAUGUAGCAUUUGCCAGAUCUGUGAUGGACGGGUCGAAAUUAACACUGAGUAAUCAUCGCAGGAUUUGCCAGAUCUGUGAUGCAGAUUUUUCGAAGAACGAAUCCACUAGAAUCCAAAUCCAGAUCUGGUUUUUCCGAUUUGAUGAUGUUUCCCACUGUCGACGCCGUGAGCGAGUCAAGUUUGUUGUGCGGGGCCCUGUGUUGGACCCACAAGACGGGUCCAAUAACCGCGCGGGUAGAAUUGGAGAAAUCGACUCACGGCAAGCGGUCUCCUUUCUUAAAUAGGCCCAGCCAAGAGAGUUGGAUCCGUACGUGGUGGAGGAGGUGAUUGAUCUUGAUCGAUGGGGGCGAACGGGAGUAAGGAAGGGCGGCGGCGGCGGCGGCGGCUGGUGUUCACCUACGGUACGCUCAAGCGCGGCUUCGCCAACCACGGCCUCAUGCAGGACCUGAUCCGCACCGGGGACGCCGCAUUCGUGGGCACUGCCCACACCGCCGGCCGCCUCCCCCUCGUGUGCGGACCCUACCGCGUCCCCUUCCUCCUCGACCUCCCCGGCGCCGGCGAGCACGUCUUCGGCGAGCUCUACGCCGUCUCCCCCCGGGCCCUCGCCCGCAUGGACGACCUAGAGGGCACCCGCAAGGGCCACUACGAGCGUCUCCCCAUCUCCGUCGUCGUCGACGGCGAGGGCCAGAAGGAGGCGGAGGCGGAGGCGUACUAUGCGCACCGGAGCUACGCGGGGGUGAUGUGGAGGCGGUGCGGGGAGAUGGGUUACAAGGUGUACUCGGAGAAGGAGGCUAAGGGGUAUGUGAGACGCACGGAUCGGCCCCACGACAUCACUUUCCUUGACCAGAUCCGCAUCUUCAUCGCCUCGCCCCAGACGUAAGAUCAUCUACUCCCUUUCUCUCCUCUCUCUCUCUCUCUCUCUCGCUUCCCUCGGCCUCCCAUGAGAUGGAACUUGUAUUGCUCUAGUUUUAGUUCGGAGUAUCUUGUGUCAAGCGCAUCACUCUAUUGAAGGAUGUGCGAUCUUGUGAUGGGCAAUCACGAGAGAGUUCAACAUCCCUGUUUCAUUCUAUGAAGCAAUUUGGUUUGCUCUGUGACUUUGUGAUUGCUGAAUGUUACGAAUUGAGUGGAGCGGGAGCGGUCAUGCAUGCGAUCAUGGUGGAUUCUCGGCUGUGGUCUUCUCCCCUGGAUUCGUCCAUCGCCUAGCAGCAGUGGCUUCGUCAAACAAUUUACCCUGUAAUAUUGUGCAGGAACUUUUCGUAUUAAUAUAAAUGAUGUC